Molecule: messenger RNA, 783 nt
Organism: Camellia sinensis
Lineage: Eukaryota; Viridiplantae; Streptophyta; Magnoliopsida; Ericales; Theaceae
Source: RefSeq, a predicted model, not a curated record
UUGACUUUUGGUAUGUACUAUGCCUUGACUUUCAGAUGGUAGUUGAAGAGAUGAAUAUCUUGACUACCAUUUUUCUGAGAUUAGACAACCAAAAGAUUAUAUAUCCGAAUAGCAUUCUUUCUACAAAGCCUAUCAGUAACUACUAUCGUAGUCCAGACAUGGGCGAUUCAAUUGAUUUCUGUGUCCAUAUUGCAACUCCAAUAGAGAAGAUUGCUAUCAUUCGGCAAAGAAUAAUAAGUUAUGUUGAAAGCAAGAAGGACCACUGGUAUCCUUCGCCAUUGGUGGUACCGAUGGACCUGGUGGGGUUAAACGAUCUGAAACUAUCAGUGUGGCUGAGGCAUCAUAUGAACCACCAAGACAUGGGUGAGAAGUGGUUAAGGAGAGCCUUCGUGAUAGAAGAGAUGAUUAAAAUUUUCAAAGAACUUGAUAUGGAAUACCGCUUGCUUCCCCUUGACAUCAACAUCCGCAACAUGCCCCCUAUAAGCUCCACUUGCUGUCCCAAUCAUCAUGACCAUUAUGAAGUUGAGCAUGAUAGAAUUUGAUGAUCUUGAACAAAUUUUUGAUGAUCUUGAACAAGUUUCUUCUAACUGGACAGCCUCUGAUAAGUGAGCAAUCACAUUAUGCGGGUGGGAGAGAGAAUUUCCAUUACCUCGCCUUAUUCUUGUGUAGUUUUUUGUUUUUUUUCUCUUAUCCUAUCUUUAUAUGGCUUGUAUUUUUCUUUUUGUGUUUACCAUGCUCAAUUUCUAUUUAGUACACCAUGUACAUGCAUGAACCAGCUAUACA